This is a messenger RNA of Coregonus sp. 'balchen', 417 nucleotides long. The record is from the annotation of a GenBank genome assembly. NCBI's taxonomy places the organism in Eukaryota, Metazoa, Chordata, Actinopteri, Salmoniformes, Salmonidae.
AUGGGGAAUUACUUUACCUUUGAGUUUCCGCGUCCCACCAUUCCAAACAUGGUCUACAUGGGCGGCUUCCAGUGCAAGCCCUCCAAGCCGCUUCCCCAGGACAUGAAGGACUUUGCCCAGAGCUCCGGGGACCAUGGGGUCAUCAUCAUGUCCCUGGGGACCUUGGUAGGACAGCUACCUGAGGACAUCGCUGAGGACAUCACUGAGGACAUCGCCGCUGCCUUCGCCCAACUGCCUCAGAAGGUCAUCUGGAGGCACACUGGGAAGAGACCCGCCUCCCUAGGCAACAGCACCUUACUGCUGGACUGGCUCCCCAAAAAUGACCUCCUGGGACACCCCAAGACCCGGGCCUUCAUUGCCCACGGCGGCACCAACGGAGUCCAGGAGGCCAUCUACCAAGUCCAGAAGGCCAUCUAG